This is a messenger RNA of Cynoglossus semilaevis (tongue sole), 3598 nucleotides long. RefSeq names its product cholinergic receptor, muscarinic 5b (gene chrm5b). Gene Ontology annotation, biological process: G protein-coupled receptor signaling pathway, coupled to cyclic nucleotide second messenger; adenylate cyclase-inhibiting G protein-coupled acetylcholine receptor signaling pathway; chemical synaptic transmission. Gene Ontology annotation, cellular component: synapse; plasma membrane; dendrite. The coding region runs from base 2031 to 3572 and encodes 513 amino acids. The record is from RefSeq and is a predicted model, not a curated record. The transcript has 3 exons. Gene Ontology annotation, molecular function: G protein-coupled acetylcholine receptor activity; G protein-coupled serotonin receptor activity. NCBI's taxonomy places the organism in Eukaryota, Metazoa, Chordata, Actinopteri, Pleuronectiformes, Cynoglossidae.
UUUUUCUGUUUGAAGCACCGUGAAAGUACAGUAUCCAGAAUCAGGAAUAAAAAAAACCAAACAGCACAACUGGGAUGCAAAUCAAGAACCGUUUUUGUUGGCAGGCACCACAACCAACAGAACCACUGCGUUGUACGCAGGAAGGCUUUCUAAUGAGCUCUCAUUAUGAACUAAUUGCACAACAAUGAAAUGAUCGACAGUAUUUUUAAAAGAACUUUGGCGUCUGAUCGCAAUUUUCUAUCUUCAAACACAGCCAUAAAGAAGACUUCUCCGUGACCUUCUCAGCGCCCCCAAAAGGUCCUGUAAAGGUUAACAUUUAGUUUUGUUGCAUUUGAAUCCUUAAUUUCUCCAACAAAUUUCUUAUAUUCUAGAAAAAAACAAGAUAAAAAAAGGAUGAAGAUAGUUGGUGGUUAAGGAAGAAGACUUGGGUCUGGACGUAACCACAGCAGAGACUUGAUGACAUCACAACCUUCAGAGUCUUAACGCUGCACCAUUCUAUCCCCUGAAGAGGAAGUUGAUGUAUUUAAUUGCCCUGAACGUUUCCACAGAACUGAGCGUCACUGAUGAUGUGUUGGUCGUUCACAUCGGAGGCAGCGUAGCUGAAAAGGUUUGAGUCCCAAAAAGGUUUCGUCUUUCAAAGUCAAUGGGAAACGAACCACAUCUUCACAGCUCAUUAGAAAAAAGUCAAUGGUAACAUCACAUCACGGCAAGUCAACGCUAACACCUCACUGAAUACUGUAGAUUAUCUGGCUGUGUUCAACAAAACAGUUCUGGUAUGAAGUUGACAAAUGUAGCUAGUCUGCUAAAAGGAAAUGACCAUUAUUCACCGCAGGACUUUCCUGUCUGUUCGCUACUGGAAAAAUACUUGUUGUUAGCUCUGGAGCUAAUCAGCACGUUGAAUUCACACACCUCUGCGUGACUCAACGGUCACUGAGCCUGCCUUCAAGUCAGGCCACCUGCUGGCCAAACACACUCAUCAACCAGGUAACCAUGAAGUUGAGCGUGAGUGUGUGUUUUUGAGGAACCUGUGGUUGUGGAUGCAUUACCUCACUGAUCAGACAGAACAUAGAGCUGUGAACGACACACACAGGCAAACAGGCGGCCCCUCCUGUACAUCCACGUCGACUCAGCUCCUCCCCCUCCAACCGUGCUACAUCCCACUCCUCCACCUCUUCACCUCCGCCUGCCUCCCUCACGCUCAGUUACAGAGACGGGCUCCUGGCAGUGUGGCUACAUCUCACAGUGAAGAGCAGCAGUGAGGAUGAGAGCAGGUUUUCUUCUUCAGAUGGAGCCUGACAAGAGAGCAAAGGUCACUGGACCUGUGUCGUCUUGAAGACCGGCGAGGCUGCGGUCCCGCUGUUCUCCUUUGUCAAACUUUGAAGGAAAAGGUGAAAAACUUUUAAGGUUUGUCACUUCCUUUGUUUUCUAAAAAAAAACGCACCUCGAGUCUGAGCUGCGGCCAUCAGAGAGCCUCGGCCCUCGCUUUGAUUACCACUCAGUGAUCUGCCUCCUGUGAAGUCCACCAUCAGGACGGCUCUGUCACAUGGAGGCGGCUGAACAGCUGCUGCUGCUGCGUCUCUGACCACACUGUCUGUCAGGCUCCGUCAGACCACUAGAUGAUGCUGAACAACUUUGUUUUUUUCACCCAAGCAUCUCGAUCUUAGCAACUGUUGAGGAUGAGAGUCGACGCGAUGACCUACCCGUAUUUGACAAGUGUGUUUUUCACCUCAUUGGAGAGAGGAGCACAGAGGGAAAAAAAGUCAGAGGAGAGCGAGCAGGGGAGGGGAGGAGAGAGUGAGAGAAAGGUGUGAAGCUGUGUGAGCGAAACAAAACAGCACAGAAGACGCACCAAAAAAAAAAAGAGAGAGAAAAAGACGACAACAACAAAGAAGAAGAAGAAAAAGAUACCGACUGAAGUCUCGGAGGACAGACGGCGGACUAAAGAGGAAAACGCGGAUCAGAGCCGUGGCAUAGCGUCCGUUGGAAUCUUGGGGGUGGCGUUGUGUCAGGGACCAUUCCAACACACCAUCAUGGAGAACAGCACCUCUGGCAACACAUCGCACAUCCCAGAUGCUGCCCACAGCGUUUGGGAGGUUAUAACCAUCGCCACAGUGUCAGCAGUUGUCAGUUUAAUCACUAUAGUUGGCAACGUGCUGGUGAUGCUUUCUUUCAAAGUCAACAGCCAGCUGAAGACUGUGAACAACUACUACCUCCUGAGUUUGGCGUUUGCCGACCUCAUCAUAGGAGUGCUGUCCAUGAACUUGUACACAACCUACAUACUGAUGGGGUACUGGUCUUUGGGGAACCUGGCCUGUGACCUUUGGCUUGCAGUGGAUUACGUAGCCAGCAAUGCUUCAGUCAUGAACUUACUUGUCAUCAGCUUCGACCGGUACUUCUCCAUCACCAGGCCGCUGACCUACAGGGCAAAGAGGACUCCAAAGAGAGCUGCCGUCAUGAUCGGCCUGGCCUGGCUGGUGUCUUUUGUUCUUUGGGCACCACCCAUUCUGUGCUGGCAGUACUUUGUAGGGGAAAGAAACGUGCCUGAGGACCAGUGUCAGAUCCAGUUUCUGACUGAGCCUGUGAUCACAUUCGGAACAGCCAUUGCUGCUUUCUACAUCCCAGUUUCUGUGAUGACGAUCCUGUACUGCAGGAUCUACAAGGAGACACAAAAACGGACCAAAGAUCUGGCAGAACUGCAAGGUCUUGCGACAGAUAACGUUCCAGAGGGGAUUAAACCCCAGAAAACUAUUAUUAACUCCUGUUUUCACUUUACCAGAGAGAGCAGAGAUCGGAAUCAGGCCUCCUGGUCCUCGUCCAACCAGAGUAAUGCCACAAAGACUACCACUCAGUCGGAAGAGGCUUGGACAAAAGGAGACCAGAUCACUUCUUUCAACAGUUACACCUCCUCUGAGGAGGAGGACCAGCAUUUUUCAUUGGAGACCCCUGAAGGGUCUUUUAAGGAGCAGUCUAGUGGUCAGAGUAACAAGAAUGGACCCAGGAAUGGACCUUUGACCGACUACACAGAAGACCAGUAUUUCUCCACUCCUCCAAAUAGAACCAGUAGAAAGUGCAUCUCCUAUAAGUUCAACCCUGGUUCAAAGGGUAAAAAUGGCAACCCUGUCCCUGAAACAACCCCCUGCCCACCAGACAAAAAGAAGCCGGUGCAAAAUGUCUCACCCUCCGCCUCAUCCACCACCUCUAAGCCUCUUGACCCCACCCUGAAGAGCCACAUCACCAAGAGGAAGAGGAUGGUGCUGGUGAAGGAGAAGAAAGCCGCCCAGACCCUCAGUGCCAUCCUCCUGGCCUUCAUCCUGACAUGGACGCCGUACAACAUCAUGGUCCUCAUCUCCACCUUCUGCACCGAGUGCAUCCCUACGUCGCUGUGGCACCUGGGCUACUGGCUGUGCUACGUCAACAGCACCAUCAACCCCAUGUGCUACGCCCUCUGUAACAAAACCUUCCAGAAGACCUUCCGCAUGCUCCUGCUCUGCCAGUGGAGGAGGAGGAGGGGAGGAGAAGACAAGCUCUACUGGUGUGGCCAAAACCCAAACGUCAACAACAAAAUGACCUGAUGUGGGACUGAAAUCUCCAAGUCAAA